AUGAUGGUGGCGCUGAUGGAGGAUGAACCUCGUGAACUGGUCGGCUGGGAGAUGAGGGCCCGGGCGCGGGACGCCGUCCGGCCGCGCCGCGCGCGGAGGCGCUGGGCGGGAAGGCCUCCCGGCUCCCGCGGUGCGUGGCGCCUUCAGCCGCUCUCGCUGCUCACCCGCCCCUUCCUCUUUCAGUGCCCACUGGUCUUCAAGACUAGCUUCCAGGAGUUCCGCCGGGUGCCGCUCCUCCAUCCAUCUUUCACCUCCUACAUAUUUGUUGGAAUGAUUCUCGCUGUGCUCCGCUCUCUCGUUCCCAACGUUAUGAGCUACUAG
Messenger RNA from Rangifer tarandus platyrhynchus (Svalbard reindeer), 321 nucleotides. NCBI's taxonomy places the organism in Eukaryota, Metazoa, Chordata, Mammalia, Artiodactyla, Cervidae. The record is from the annotation of a GenBank genome assembly.